Zophobas morio is the source of this 879-nucleotide messenger RNA. Its product is annotated as glutaredoxin 3-like. The transcript has 9 exons. Lineage: Eukaryota; Metazoa; Arthropoda; Insecta; Coleoptera; Tenebrionidae. Gene Ontology annotation, biological process: intracellular iron ion homeostasis. The record is from RefSeq and is a predicted model, not a curated record. Gene Ontology annotation, cellular component: cytosol; nucleus. Bases 13 to 804 code for a protein of 263 amino acids.
UUGACUGCUCGCAUGUUUCGAUUAAUUAAUUCUUCUCCUUUAAUGAUUUUUAUGAAGGGGAAGCCCAGUGACCCGCGUUGUAAAUUUUCACGUGCGUUAAUUGAACUUCUUGAUUCGAAUAAUCUCAUUUACGAAACUUUUGAUAUAUUAAUUGAUAAUGAUAUCCGCGAAGGUUUAAAAAAGCAUUCUCAUUGGCCCACGUAUCCUCAAGUGUAUGUUAAAGGAGUUUUGGUGGGCGGUCUUGAUAUUGUUCAAGAGCUGAUUGCUUCAAAGGAGUUUUUUUCUCUACUUCCUUCCUCUUGUUAUAAAGAAAGCGCUAAGGCCCUUCACGCGAGGCUGAAAAAUCUUAUCCAAACCAGUAAAGUCGUACUUUUCAUGAAGGGUACGCCCGACCAACCAAAGUGUGGCUUUAGUAAAACGAUGGUUGAUCUUCUUAAGUCUUCCGAUAUUGGCAAAUUUGAAACUUUUGAUGUAUUAUCCGAUGAACAUGUGCGUCAAGGGCUUAAGGAGUACUCGAACUGGCCUACUUACCCCCAACUUUAUGUAAAAGGACAGCUGGUAGGCGGAGUAGACGUGGUUAAGCAACUGGUGGAAACGGUUGCCCCACAUUUACUGAAAGUCGAUUUUUACCACCACUGCUAUUCGUACUCUACAAGGGUGGACUGUCUUUGCACAUCAACUCUCAUACGCGGGUCGCCCCCGUCCUACCCCGUUGGACACCCUAACCAUCUUUUAGCAGAUGGGCCCUUUUCCGACUGGGAGUUCAAGCCAAAGGCGAAAGACAAGUACAUAAUUUUAAAAUAAGAAAUAAACCUUUACUCGGUCGAGUGCCAGAAACUUUAAUAAAUAAAUAAAUGGGAGCCGGGAUCUUUUCCUUGG